Molecule: messenger RNA, 741 nt
Organism: Ascochyta rabiei
Lineage: Eukaryota; Fungi; Ascomycota; Dothideomycetes; Pleosporales; Didymellaceae
Exons: 1
Coding region: 1-741 (246 amino acids)
Molecular function (GO): copper ion binding
Source: RefSeq, a predicted model, not a curated record
AUGCUAGAACUAGCCUGCUUCACCGCCUCCUCCGCCCUAACCGCCGCCCGCGCAGGCGCCUCCCGAAUCGAGCUAUGCGCCUCGUACACUUCUGGCGGCGUAACCCCCUUGUUAUCAACCCUCCACAGCAUCCGCGACGAGCUGCAGCGCUCGAGCCCUUCUACCGCCACGAUCCCCGGCGCACCAACUGCCGAGCAUGGCCAAAUCCCAAUCUACAUCAUGAUCCGCCCGCGCGGCGGGGACUUUAGCUACACGCCCACCGAGUUCGAAGCAAUGAAAUCCAGCAUCGACGGCUUCCAAGCCAUCGGCGACGGUGCGGUGCAAGGGUUCGUGUUCGGGAUCCUGACGGCAGACGCGCGGGUCGAUGGACCGCGGUGUCGCGAGCUGGUGGAGCUUGCGGCGCCGCUGCCGUGUACUUUUCACCGCGCGGUGGAUGGGGUGGCGGACGAAGACCUGGAGGGGGCGGUGCAGACGAUUGUCGAGUGUGGGUUUGAGAGUGUGCUGACUAGUGGUGGCGCGGGGAGUGCGAGGGAGGGGGUGGAGAGGGUUGCAGGGCUGCAGAAGAAGUAUGGGGAGCGCAUCACUUUGAUUCUGGGGGGUGGGGUCAGAAGCUCGAAUGUUGUGGGCUUGAAGAGAGAGGCGGGGGUGCGGUGGGUGCACUCUGCUGCUAUCACGGGUCCAGGCGAGGAGGUGGACGAGGCGGAAGCGAGGAGAAUGGUGGCAUUGCUUCAACAUGUAUGA